AUGCCGCUCAACCCGCACGCUACUCCGUUUGUCAUCAAGGGUUCAGGUGGUGGUGCAGCUGCCGAUGCUGGUCGGAAAGUUAGGGGCAAGACAUCCUCCUCCUCUCCUACUCCCAAGAUUUUCUGCGAUCUCGAUGGUUGCUUGGUUGAUUUCGAGAAAGGUUGCCAGGCGGUGAUGGGAGAGACCCCUGACAAGCUUCGCCCGAAGGCCAUGUGGGGAGGGCUCGCUCGAGCCAAGGGCUUCUAUGAGCACUUGGAUUGGAUGCCGGACGGACGAGAGUUGUGGGACGGCGUGGCUCACCUUCAACCAACUAUUCUUACGGGGCUACCGAUGGGAAACUGGGCGGAGCCACAGAAGCGAAACUGGUGCAAGCGAGAGCUUGGCGAACACGUACCUGUGAUCACUUGCAUGUCAAGGGACAAGCACACCCACUGCCGCCCCGGCAACAUCCUCAUCGAUGACAGAGAGUCGCUGAAGGCUGCCUGGCAGCGAGCUGGGGGUGUCUUCAUUCACCACACCGCUGCGACCUCGUCCUUGGAGAAGUUGAAGGCAAUCCUGCCAGCGGAGGAAGAGACUGCGAGUGGUGAUCAAGGAAACGCCAAGCGACAGAAGAACGGAUAG
Messenger RNA from Ectocarpus siliculosus, 621 nucleotides. The record is from the annotation of a GenBank genome assembly. NCBI's taxonomy places the organism in Eukaryota, Phaeophyceae, Ectocarpales, Ectocarpaceae.